Molecule: messenger RNA, 5414 nt
Organism: Echinops telfairi (small Madagascar hedgehog)
Lineage: Eukaryota; Metazoa; Chordata; Mammalia; Afrosoricida; Tenrecidae
Gene: EIF4G1
Product: eukaryotic translation initiation factor 4 gamma 1
Exons: 33
Coding region: 187-4971 (1594 amino acids)
Cellular component (GO): eukaryotic translation initiation factor 4F complex
Molecular function (GO): protein binding; mRNA binding; translation initiation factor activity
Source: RefSeq, a predicted model, not a curated record
CCGGGAGCCUGGUGCCAGCGAGACCUGGAAUUUCCGGUUUGGUUGGUCUUGGGCCCCGCGGAGCCGGGUUGAUACCCCUCACUUCCCAAUCCCAGGCCCUCGGAUGCCCAGAACCCGUAGACCGCACCGUGGACUUAUCCUUAAUCGAGGGGGUGUUGGGGGGACCCUGAUGUGGCACCAAAUGAAAUGAACAAAGCUCCACAGCCCACAGGCCCCCCGCCAGCCCCAUCCCCUGGACUCCCACAGCCAGCGUUUCCCCCGGGGCAGACAGCACCGGUGGUGUUCAGUACGCCACAAGCGACACAAAUGAACACGCCUUCUCAGCCCCGCCAGGGAGGAUUCAGGUCUCUGCAGCACUUCUACCCUAGCCGGGCCCAGCCCCCAAGCAGUGCAGCCUCCCGAGUGCAGAGUGCAGCCCCCGCCCGCCCUGGCCCAGCUGCCCAUGUCUACCCUGCUGGAUCUCAAGUAAUGAUGAUCCCUUCCCAGAUCUCCUACCCACCCUCCCAGGGGGCCUACUACAUCCCUGGACAGGGACGUUCCACGUAUGUUGUUCCGCCUCAGCAGUACCCCGUGCAGCCAGGAGCCCCCAGCUUCUAUCCUGGUGCCAGCCCGACAGAGUUUGGGACCUACGCUGGCGCCUACUACCCAGCCCAAGGCGUGCAGCAGUUUCCCGCUGGCGUGGGCCCCGCCCCAGUUUUGAUGAACCAGCCAACCCCGCUUGCUAUCAAGAGGGAGCGCAAGACGAUCCGAAUUCGAGAUCCAAAUCAAGGAGGGAAGGAUAUCACAGAGGAGAUCAUGUCUGGGGCCCGCACUGCCUCUACCCCCACCCCUCCCCAGACGGGAGGUGGUCUGGAGCCUCAGGCCAACGGGGAGACCCACCAGGAUGCUGUCAUUGGCCGGCCAGAUGACCGGUCACAGGGGCCAAUCCUUGGGGGUCGGCCAGGGCUGCCUGGCCCAGAGCACAGCCCUUCAGGAUCCCAGCCCUCUUCACCUUCGCCGACCCCCUCGCCACCUCCAAUCUUGGAACCAGGGUCUGACCCUAAUCUUGAAGUCCUCGCUAUUCCUGGGGACACGAUGACAACAGGGAUGAUACAAAUAUCUGUAGAAGAGUCGACCUCCCAGCCCCGUGAAACUGGGGAGCCAUAUUGCCUCUCGGUAGAAGCUACCACCCUGUCUGAACCCAUACUGGAGGUGGAAGUGACGCUUAGUAAGCCAGUUCCGGAGUCCGAGUUCCCGCCCAGCCCCCCCCAGGCUCCCGCUCCCCUUGCAUCUCUUCAUGAGCCGAACGGGGUGCUUCCACCUGAGGAACUGGACCUGGAGGUGGAGCCGAGCCCAGAGCCUUCCCCUCUCCUUUCUCCGGCCUGCCCUGCGGAACUCCCCGUGCCCGUUGCUUCAACUGCCCAGCCUGAGGAACUGCUGAACGGAGCCCCCUGGCCACCAGCUGUGGACUUCAGCCCAGUCAGUGAGCCAAAGGAGCAGCCCGAGGGGGCCCCGGACCCAGUGUGCCCCCCCACCGCCCUUGCUGCCACGCCAGCUACUUCCCCUGCCCAGGAGGAGGAAUUGGAGGAAGAAGAAGAAGGAGAAGCUGAGGGUGAGAAGGGAGGAGAGGAGCUGCUUCUCCAAGAAAGCACCUCUGCCCCACCCCCACUGUCCCAGAAUUUGGAGGCGGCUGCAGCCACCCAAGUGGCAGUGUCUGUGCCCAAGAAGAGACGAAAAAUAAAGGAGCUGAAGAAGAAGGACGCUGUGGGAGACCUUCUGGACGCCUUCAAGGAGGUGAACCCAGGAGUGCCAGAGGUGGAGAACCAGCCUCCCGUAGGCAACAACCCUGGCCCCGAGGCCGAGGGCAGCAGCGCCCCCCCACGGCCUGAGGAGGCGGAUGAGACGUGGGACUCCAAAGAAGACAAAAUGCACGAUGCAGAAAACAUCCAGCCGGGGGGGCAGAAGUAUGAGUAUAAGUCUGAUCAGUGGAAGCCUCUAAACCUAGAGGAGAAAAAGCGCUAUGAUCGGGAAUUCCUGCUGGGCUUCCAGUUCAUCUUCGCCAGUUUGCAGAAGCCGGAGGGCUUGCCGCAUAUCAGUGAUGUGGUGUUGGAUAAGGCCAAUAAGACGCCGCUGCGGCCACUGGAUCCCGCCAGACUCCAGGGCAUAAAUUGUGGCCCUGACUUCACUCCAUCUUUUGCCAACCUUGGCCGGCCAGUUAUUAGCAACCGUGGGCCCUCAAGGGGUGGGCCAGGUGGGGAGCUGCCCCGAGGGCCGCAGCCUGGCCUGGGACCUCGGCGCUCUCAGCAGGGACCCCGGAAGGAGCCUCGUAAGAUCAUUGCCACAGUAUUAAUGAGCGAAGACAUAAAGCUGAACAAAGCGGAGAAGGCCUGGAAACCCAGCAGCAAGCGGACGGCUGCUGAUAAGGACCGAGGAGAAGAGGAUGCUGAUGGAAGCAAAACCCAGGACCUGUUCCGCAGGGUGCGCUCCAUCCUGAAUAAGCUGACACCCCAGAUGUUCCAGCAGCUAAUGAAGCAGGUGACGCAGCUGGCCAUCGACACUGAGGAACGCCUCAAAGGGGUCAUAGACCUCAUCUUCGAGAAGGCCAUUUCAGAGCCCAACUUCUCUGUGGCCUAUGCCAACAUGUGCCGCUGCCUCAUGGCGCUGAAAGUGCCCACUACCGAAAAGCCAACGGUGACUGUGAACUUCCGAAAGCUGCUGUUGAACCGAUGUCAGAAGGAGUUCGAGAAAGACAAAGACGAUGACGAAGUUUUUGAGAAGAAGCAAAAAGAAAUGGAUGAAGCUGCUACGGCAGAGGAGCGGGGUCGCCUGAAGGAAGAGCUGGAAGAAGCUCGAGACAUAGCCCGGCGGCGCUCUCUGGGGAACAUCAAGUUCAUCGGGGAGUUGUUCAAGCUGAAGAUGUUGACGGAGGCGAUAAUGCACGACUGUGUGGUCAAACUACUGAAGAACCACGACGAAGAGUCCCUUGAAUGCCUUUGUCGUCUGCUCACCACCAUUGGCAAAGACCUGGACUUUGAGAAGGCCAAGCCUCGGAUGGAUCAGUAUUUCAACCAGAUGGAGAAAAUCAUUAAGGAAAAGAAGACAUCAUCCCGUAUCCGCUUUAUGCUGCAGGAUGUGCUGGAUCUGCGACGGAGCAACUGGGUGCCGCGCCGAGGGGACCAGGGUCCCAAAACCAUUGACCAGAUCCACAAGGAGGCCGAGAUGGAGGAGCACCGGGAGCACAUCAAAGUCCAGCAGCUCAUGGCUAAGGGCAGCGACAAGCGACGCGGGGGCCCUCCAGGCCCACCCAUCAGCCGUGGUCUUCCACUUGUAGACGAGGGGGGCUGGAACACAGUCCCUAUCAGCAAGGGUAGCCGCCCCAUUGACACCUCCCGGCUCACCAAGAUCACAAAGCCUGGCUCCAUUGAUUCUAACAACCAGCUCUUUGCCCCUGGAGGGCGACUGAGCUGGGGCAAGGGCAGCAGUGGAGGCUCUGGAGCCAAGCCCUCGGAUGGAGCAUCAGAAGCUGCCCGUCCAGCCACUAGUACCUUGAAUCGCUUCUCAGCCCUUCAACAAGCGGUACCCACAGAAAGCACAGACAACAGGCGUGUGGUACAGAGGAGUAGUUUGAGCCGGGAACGAGGUGAGAAAGCUGGGGACCGAGGAGACCGCCUAGAGCGGAGUGAACGGGGAGGUGACCGCGGAGACCGGCUUGACCGUGCACGGGCCCCUGCCACCAAGCGGAGCUUCAGCAAGGAAGUGGAGGAGCGGAGUAGAGAGCGGCCAACCCAGCCUGAGGGGCUGCGCAAGGCAGCCAGCCUCACGGAGGACCGGGACCGCGGGCGGGAGGCUGUGAAGCGAGAGGCUGCACUGCCCGCAGCGAGCCUCCCGAAGGCCGGGCUCUCUGAGGAGGAACUGGAGAAGAAGUCCAAGGCCAUCCUGGAGGAGUACCUCCAUCUCAAUGACAUGAAGGAGGCCGUACAGUGUGUGCAGGAGCUGGCCUCUCCCUCCCUGCUCUUCAUCUUCGUGCGGCACGGCAUCGACUCUACGCUGGAGCGCAGCGCGGGUGCCAGGGAGCACAUGGGCCAGCUGCUGCACCAGCUGCUCUGCACCGGGCACCUCUCCCCUGCUCAGUACUACCGAGGGCUCUCGGAGACCUUGGAAGUAGCGGAGGACAUGGAGAUCGACAUCCCCCACGUGUGGCUCUACCUGGCUGAGCUGACAGCACCUGUUCUGCAGGAUGGUGGGGUGCCUAUGGGGGAACUGUUCAGGGAGGUCACAAAGCCGCUGAAGCCCCUGGGCAAAGCUGCCUCACUCUUGGUGGAGAUCCUGGGGCUCCUGUGCAAAAGCAGGGGUCCCCAAAAGGUGGGGGCGCUGUGGCGAGAGGCUGGGCUCAGCUGGAAGGAAUUUCUCCCUGAAGGCCAGGAUGUCGGGGCAUUCGCCGUGGAACAGAAGGUGGAGUACACGGUGGGAGAAGAGGCCGAGGCCCCUGGCCAGAAGGCCCUGCCCUCUGAGGAGCUGAGCAGGCAGCUGGAGAAGCUGCUGAAGGAAGGCAGCAGUAAUGAGCGGGUGUGUGACUGGAUAGAGGCCAAUCUGAGUGAGCAGCAGGUAGCAUCCAACAUACUAGUUCGAGCCCUCAUGACAAGUGUCUGCUAUUCCGCAAUUAUAUUCGAGACCCCCCUCCGAGCGGAUGCUGCGGUGCUGAAAGCGCGAGCAAAACUGCUCCAGAAAUACCUGUGUGACGAGCAGAAGGAGCUGCAGGCGCUCUACGCCCUCCAGGCCCUUGUAGUGGCCUUAGAACAGCCUGCCAACUUGCUUCGGAUGUUCUUUGACACGCUCUACGACGAGGACGUGGUGAAGGAGGAAGCUUUCUACAGCUGGGAGAGUAGCAAGGACCCUGCUGAGCAGCAGGGCAAGGGCGUGGCCCUUAAAUCUGUCACAGCCUUCUUCAAGUGGCUUCGUGAGGCUGAGGAGGAGGAGUCCGACCACAACUGAGGGCGGGUGGGGCUGGGGACAUGGAGCCCCAUGGACACGAGGAUGGCCCAGCCAGCUGCCCGGACUGCAAGGGGGUGGCAGCGGUGGCAGCGGCAGUGGGUGCCUGUAGUGCGGUGUGUCUGAGCUAAUAAAGUGGCUGAAGAGGCAGGAUGGCUUGGGGGCUGCCUGUGGGCCCCCCUCCAGGAUGCUGCCCGGUGUCCCUUUCCUCCCCCUGGGGCACAGAGAUAUAUUAUAUAUAAAGUCUUGAAAUUUAGUGUGUCUUGGGGGGAGGGGCACCACCGCCUGCCCCUGGGGUCCUUUUUUAUUUUCUGAAAAUCACUCUUGGGACGGCCGUCCUCGCUGCUGGGGGCAUAUGCCCCAGCCCCCGCACCACCCCUGCUGCUGCCUGGGCAGGGGUAAGGGGGGCACGGUGCCUGUAAUUAUUAAAACAUGAAUUCAAUUAC